Molecule: messenger RNA, 1815 nt
Organism: Miscanthus lutarioriparius
Lineage: Eukaryota; Viridiplantae; Streptophyta; Magnoliopsida; Poales; Poaceae
Source: the annotation of a GenBank genome assembly
AUGUCGGCUCACGUCGUCCGCCGCCGCCUCCUCGCCGUUGCCCUGGUUGCUUUCGCCGCGGCGACGAUGCAGGCGGCGCCGGCCGCCGCGGAGGACACCAUCCUGGGCUACAAGUGCGGCAUGCCUGUGGCUGCGGCUGCGGGGGCAGGCAACAGCAGCGACGCCGCCUACAGGUCCAACCUCAACGCACUGGCCGCCACCCUCAUCGCGGGCGCGCGGGCCAACGGUUCAGCCAUCGGCGCGUCCGGCACAUCAUCGUCGUCGCCCGACGCCGCCUACGGCCUCGCGCUCUGCCGGGGGGACUUCAGGGGUGACGCCUGCGCGCGGGGGCUCCGCGAUGCCCUAUCCAGCGCCAUCAACGACUCCGAGAACGCUUUCGGCUGCGGCCCGCGCCUGAGAGACAUCACUCUCUUCUACGACCGCUACCAGCUGCGGCUCUCCGGCGCUGACUUCCUCUCCGGCACCGACGGUGGCAACGCGCCCAGGUGGGCUGGGAACAACACCAACUUCGUGACCCCCCGACGCGGCGCGCCGGUUCGACGCGCUCGUCCGCGAGCUGGUCACCACCAUUGCCGGCAUCGCCGCGGGCAAGCCCGGCAGUGCACCGUCGACAUGUCGCCGGACCGGUGCCGCGCGUGCCUCGACGGCCUCAUCUCGGCGUUCCCGGCCACGUUUCCCAGCGGGCAGCAUGGCGGGAGAAUCCUUGUGCCGCGGUGCACCGUGCGGUACGAGACGGACGACACCUUCUUUAACACCGCCGACUUAUCAGUCGACCUGCACAAGCAAAAACAGGCCAAACCGAGCAAGGCUUGGCUCUGGACCACCAUAGCCGUUGUUUCUCUACUUUUGUUGUCUGCUAGUUUUCUUCUCCAUAGAUGGAUCAAAAUACGGCAAAAGCGAGAACUUGCUCGGUCGGAAUUACGGAGGUUGUCUAUAGCUGUUAAAAAUGUGAUCAACCUCUGGAGAUUGGAAGAAGGCAACUCAGGGUUUUCGCUCUACGACUUCUCUCAGAUGAAAGGCGCUACCAAUGGAUUUUCGAUUGAAAACAAACUCGGACAAGGUGGUUUCGGUGCUGUCUACAAGGGAGUGCUGCCUGAUGGACUUGAAAUAGGAGUGAAAAGACUUGGCCCAUGUUCUUUGCAAGGUUUGCUAGAGUUCAAGAAUGAGAUCCAGCUCAUUGCAAAGCUUCAGCACAGGAAUCUAGUCAGGCUGCUGGGCUGCUGUAUUGAAGGGGAGCACGAGAAGAUUCUGGUCUAUGAGUACAUGCCAAACAAAAGCCUAGAUCUCAUCAUCUUCGACAGUAAAAAAGGAGCAUCAUUAGAUUGGCCUAAACGUCUGAAUAUAAUUGACGGGAUAGCCCAGGGGCUUCUCUACCUUCACAUCCACUCGCGCCUCUGCGUGGUCCACAGGGAUCUCAAAGCCAGCAACAUUCUCUUGGACAGCGAGAUGAACCCUAAAAUCUCAGAUUUUGGGAUGGCCAGGAUAUUCAGCUCUAGCGUGGCCGAGUCAAACACCACUCGAAUUGCAUGGCUGCUGUGGAGAGCCGGGCAAUGGCCGGAGCUGGUGGACCGCAGCUUAGGGAGCGGAACGUAUGACUACACCAUGGAGAGGCACAUCCACGUGGCGCUCCUGUGCGUGCAGGAGAGCGCGGAAGACCGCCCCGCCAUGGACGAGGUCGUCAGGAUGCUGAGCAGCGGCGAGGUCGGCGCGGCCCUCCCGGAGCCGAAGCAGCCGGCGUACUUCAACGUGCGCCCCGUCGGCACGGAGAUGUCGGCGUCCUGCGACAUGACCAUCAGCAUAACCUUGUCGAGAUAG